GCCGAGUAAAAACUCCAACAAGAAUCAGAAGUCAAUCUGGGUUCUUGUAGAACCCAGAUCGAAGCGAGGAAGAAAAGGAAGAAUUGGGGCAAGCAUUGUGUGACGGAGGGUGUGAUGACCGAGUGUGCAUAUAUCAUUUUCCUUUUUGAAAGCAUUGGGCAAGCAUUGUGUACUAUUGAAGAUGACUGAUAAACUUGAAGAUCCAGUUUCUCUAGAUGAGGAAAUUAGCUUGGAAGCUGAGGAAACAGUAGGUGAAUUUGAAUUUGUGAUUUUUCUACAUGAGGAAAUUAGCUUGGAAGCUGGGGUUUACAAGGUUUCCAAGGAAGAUAUGAUGGACAAGUUCAAGGAAUGCAUGAUCUAUACCUUAGCUGCAAAGGAAAGGUUUUAUAAAGCCAUAGCUGAUAGAUAUAGGACUGCUGGUACUGCUAUUUCAUCUGAUGAUCGCUUUUCUAUUUUGGAGUGCAUACGUAUUUUACAAAUCAUGAAAGGUAUUUCUUAUUCUACAGCAAGAGAAGCUAUUACUGCAUUCAAGAAUUCUCUAUAGGAUAGGCAGAUUUUUGUCUCAUGAAGCCCGAAUGGAGAAAGAAUUGGGUGGAAGACCUUGAUCAAUGAAGUGCAUUCAAUGUUGUGUUUGUUUAGUUUGCAUUAAAUGAUCAUCUAACUUUCAUGGACAUUAGAAUUGCUUAGUUUGCUUUUGAUCUUGAGUUGAAUAGUUUGAACCUUGUGGUGCUAUGUGUUUUUGUGUAGUUUGCAUGCAAUGAUUUAUGAACACUGAGUUUAUGAACUGUUUAGUUUGUUUUUGAUCUAUUAGUUGUUUAGUUUUUUUAAUAGGAGCUAUUUCCAAUGGUCUUAUAUUUGUAUUUGUUUUUCCAUUUUAAUUUUUAAAUUUGUUUGUUUGUUGGUUUAUUUAUUUAUUUAUUUUUUAUAAUUAUAAUGAAGAUGUUUUGAGUGA
Messenger RNA from Rubroshorea leprosula, 952 nucleotides. NCBI's taxonomy places the organism in Eukaryota, Viridiplantae, Streptophyta, Magnoliopsida, Malvales, Dipterocarpaceae. The record is from the annotation of a GenBank genome assembly.